This is a messenger RNA of Helicoverpa armigera (cotton bollworm), 495 nucleotides long. RefSeq lists its product as uncharacterized. Lineage: Eukaryota; Metazoa; Arthropoda; Insecta; Lepidoptera; Noctuidae. The transcript has 3 exons. The record is from RefSeq and is a predicted model, not a curated record. Bases 94 to 414 code for a protein of 106 amino acids. Gene Ontology annotation, biological process: mitochondrial translation. Gene Ontology annotation, molecular function: structural constituent of ribosome. Gene Ontology annotation, cellular component: mitochondrial ribosome.
UCGAAAAUUAUCCAUGCUUCAUUUUCAAUUUUGUCUUGAUCUUGGAUUUCGACCACAAUAAAUUGAUUCCCUGAAUUAGAAUACUACUUCGACAUGAAGUUAACCCUUGUGCUUUUUCGCCGCAAUCGCCUGCCUAAUGGCCACCUGUUUAGAGGAAAAGAUAGACUAGUCAAACGAGUGGAGCCUAAACAUUUACGCCGACUAAAGGAGGAUUUCGCUGUAGAAGAACAAAACAUGUUUUAUUUACGGUUCCCGUAUUUGACAGAAGCUGAAAGUUCCGGUCACACCAAAGCCCUAGGGAAACCAGAAAUGAAAAAAGAAAAGAUUUUGGACAACUCAAGAAGGAUUUUCAAGCAAGAUGUUACACUUUAUGAGAGACUACAACACUUACGAGUCAAAGAGUCAUGGGAUUAGUUGGUAUUAGUAAGAAACACAUUAUAUUUUAACAUAGGAUAUUGUAUUAGCAUGUAGUUGAAAUAAAGAAUAUUGAAAUAA